Messenger RNA from Pelobates cultripes (western spadefoot toad), 234 nucleotides. Lineage: Eukaryota; Metazoa; Chordata; Amphibia; Anura; Pelobatidae. The record is from the annotation of a GenBank genome assembly.
AUGAACCACGCAAGCUUACCUCACGAGCCCUCUCAGAUUGCAGCCGACCAGAAGCACCAGCCACAAACACAAACAUCAAAGAAACGGCGGACCCGACAACACAGGGGGACACCCCACAUCAAGAUCUACAACAGCCACUUCACGGGAAGGACUGUGGCCUUCAAAGAAAGUACUUCCACCAAAAGCCUCAGAAGCAGGCCCCCAGGAGUGCCCAAGGUUCCGAGAAACGCGUAA